This is a messenger RNA of Puma concolor (puma), 531 nucleotides long. RefSeq names its product sperm microtubule inner protein 1 (gene SPMIP1). The record is from RefSeq and is a predicted model, not a curated record. Lineage: Eukaryota; Metazoa; Chordata; Mammalia; Carnivora; Felidae.
AUGUCGCGGCAACUCAACAUGGAUACGCUGCAGCAGAACUUCUGGAAGGAGGAAUAUCUGAGGGAGAAGAUGUUUCGCUGUGAAUGGCACCGCAAGUACGGGUCGACGGUGAAGGCCAAGCAGAAGGCUAAGGCUGCAGCCCGCCUACCCCUCGCGCUGCCCACCCUGCACCCCAAAGCCCCACUCUCGCCCCCACCUGCCCCCAAAGCGGUGCCUUCCAAGACCCCCGGCCCUCCCCUGGAGACGCCCAUUCAGUCCGAAAUGUAUCCGGUACUGCCUGCCACCCGGGCCCUGCUGUACGAAGGCAUCUCCCACGACUUCCAGGGGCGCUACCGCUACCUCAACACCCGAAAACUGGACGUGCCAGAGAUGCGCUACCUCUUCCCCAUCACCACCAACUUCAUAUACGGCUGGCAGCUGGGCCCCCCGGUGAAGCAAGAACUGGUCUCCUGUAAGAUGUGCCGCAUCGAAUCAUUCUUCCGAAAGAAUGGGGCCUUCGCACUGCUUGACCCCCGGGACCUGGCUCUCUGA